ACCCCUGUUGUGCCAUCACAUGCAUUUAACACACGUUUGCUGAAAACCUAUUUGGUGCCAGGCACUGUGCUGGGUGCUGAGAACACAAAUACAAAAGAUCAUUCUUCCGUACAAGCAGUUCCCAGAGUACUAGGGAAGACAGAUGUGCAGGAAUUUUCAGCGUAAUGUGGUCAGUAGUGUACUGGAGGUAAGAAAUGGUUGCUUGGAAGUGUGAAGGAAGAGAUGUCCCACUCCUGAGGAAAUCAGGCAAGUACUGCCAGGAAGAUAAUAUGGAGCUAAGAACUGAAUUGAACGGGAGUUCAGCUGGACGAUGUGAAAAGGGUCAUUUUAGGCAAAGCUAAUAUUCUGGCAUUUACCCUCCAGUUCCAGGACAGGAGAGCCCUCUGAGGUGGGCAGGAAAGAAAUUCGAGGAGAUCCCGAUCGCACACAUUAAAGCAUCCUACAACAACACGCAGAUCCAGGUGGUCUCUGCCGCCCACCAGCCCCUCGCCCGCGCGUCCUGUGGCACUGAGGGAUUCCGGAAUGCCAAGAAGGGCACCGGCAUCGCCGCACAAACAGCAGGCAUAGCUGCGGCCGCGAAAGCUGCCGGGAAGGGCGUGACCCACAUCCGAGUGGUCGUGAAAGGCCUGGGGCCAGGGCGCUUGUCUGCCAUCAAGGGACUGACCAUGGGGGGCCUGGAAGUGAUCUCAAUCACAGACAACACCCCCAUCCCGCACAACGGCUGCCGCCCCAGGAAGGCUCGGAGGCUGUGACGGAAAGGAAGCCUGCCCCUGAACGUGACCUCAAGUCCCGCCUCCAGCUGGACCUCGUAGAAAGCACACUGUCAGAGCUCUCUCCAGAGGAGGGCUUGCCGGAGACCCUCAGGGAGUAAGACAGAGCUUUGCCCCCUUAUGUGGUCUUCUCACUUGUUCCUUCGACUGGAGACCGGUACCCAGAAGUGACUCCAGAGGAGCCCCAGGGUGGCUGAUGCCCAGACUCCAACCAGGAAAUGCCGCCUCUGCUCUGCAAAAAUAAAAAUGUCUCUACACUUGCA
Leopardus geoffroyi (Geoffroy's cat) is the source of this 1033-nucleotide messenger RNA. RefSeq names its product mitochondrial ribosomal protein S11 (gene MRPS11). The transcript is spliced from 5 exons. Gene Ontology annotation, biological process: ribosomal small subunit assembly; maturation of SSU-rRNA from tricistronic rRNA transcript (SSU-rRNA, 5.8S rRNA, LSU-rRNA); translation. Gene Ontology annotation, cellular component: mitochondrial small ribosomal subunit; ribosome. Gene Ontology annotation, molecular function: small ribosomal subunit rRNA binding; mRNA 5'-UTR binding; structural constituent of ribosome. The record is from RefSeq and is a predicted model, not a curated record. NCBI's taxonomy places the organism in Eukaryota, Metazoa, Chordata, Mammalia, Carnivora, Felidae.